Galdieria sulphuraria is the source of this 3203-nucleotide messenger RNA. RefSeq names its product DNA topoisomerase I. Gene Ontology annotation, molecular function: DNA binding; DNA topoisomerase type I (single strand cut, ATP-independent) activity. NCBI's taxonomy places the organism in Eukaryota, Rhodophyta, Bangiophyceae, Galdieriales, Galdieriaceae. Gene Ontology annotation, biological process: DNA topological change. Bases 178 to 3021 code for a protein of 947 amino acids. The record is from RefSeq and is a predicted model, not a curated record. The transcript is spliced from 2 exons.
UCAUUUUUGCAAGUGCAACUUUGCAGAGUAUGUUCUGUUAAAGUGGAGACUGUAAAGUCUCAACUUGCCUCUAGUGUGGUGGGUUUGACUUGAGAAGCUUGAAACUGAACAGAUUAUUUAUUUGAAGAGCUAUAAAUUGUAUAAAGAUUUUUCAAAUUGAAUUGGAAAUUGAGGCAUAUGUCAUAUCACACCUUUCGGGUAUUCUGUUUCACCUGUUUGCAUAGACACUAUGUCGUUCAUACAAAACCUUUUGAUGUCUAUGUCAUAGCAAAACGUUUUUCCAAAGCUUCUCUUCAGUUUUCGUCAAGUCGUUCUUUGUCGUUGGGUAUACCUCGUCGAAAGUUCUCUUUGCAGCACUCCAAGCAUUUACCGUUUAUUCAAACUCUCGAAGCAAGUCAAACGAGAGAAAAGAGUGGUAGACAUUCCGAAAAGAAAAAAACUGAAAGGAAAAAAGCGAAGUCGUCACCCACCAAGGAAAAGAAAAAAGAGUCGGUGGGACUAGUGAUAGUUGAAUCGCCUGCAAAGGCAAAGACUAUUCAAAAGUUUCUACCGGAGAGAUACAUUGUGGACUCUUGUAUGGGUCAUAUUAGAAACUUACCAGAGUCAGCAAAGGAAAUACCUGAUGAACUUAAGAAACUUCCUUGGGCUCGCUUAGGGGUGAACGUGGAAAAUAAUUUUGAACCUAUAUACACAAUUUCAAAAGAUAAAAGUAAAGUUGUCGAUCACUUGAAGGAAUUGGUUAACUCUUGUGACGAGUUGAUACUUGCGACUGAUGAAGACCGCGAAGGAGAAGCGAUUGCAUGGCAUCUCGUUCAAGUAUUGCAACCGAAAGUACCUUACAAACGAGCUGUGUUCCAUGAAAUAACCAAAGAGGCGAUAAUUGAAUCUUUUGAGAACUUACGCGAUGUGCAUAUGAAUCUCGUUCACGCUCAGGAAGCGAGACGUAUUCUCGAUCGCCUGGUUGGGUUUACUCUAUCUCCUAUUUUAUGGAAAAAAAUUGCUCCAAGACUUUCGGCUGGUAGAGUUCAAAGUGUUGCAUUAGCUAUGAUUGUUCAAAGAGAACUGGAACGAAUAACAUUUCGUCAAAGUUCUUUCUAUAAUAUUGUAGCAAAACUUGCGCUGUCUCCACAGUAUGAAAUCAAUGAAAUGAAAGAAGGGUUAACGGCAUGGCUGUUGGCGUUCAAUGGCAAGCGGCUUGCAACUGGAAAAGACUUCGAUCCUACCACUGGAGAUCUGAAGAAGGAAAGCAUAGAAGAAGGUAUCAUUCAUAUGGACCUGCAAUUUGCUGAGAAUCUUUUAGAAAGAAUGAUGGAAAGCGGUGUAACUUGGAAAGUAAAAUCUGUUGAAAAACGGAAACUCAGUCGAAAAGCCCCUGUACCCUUCAUUACAUCCACACUUCAACAAGAAUCUAGUCGUCGUCUUGGUUUUACAGCAGGAGAGACCAUGCGUUUGGCACAAGAUUUGUAUGAACAAGGAUUCAUUACCUACAUGAGAACGGAUAGUCCAACUCUUUCUAAUCAAGCCAAAAUUGCUGCACAAAAAUGUAUCGUAGAACAGUUUGGUAGAGAUUUUCUUCAAGAUGCUGCAUCGAGCAACAACUCGCCAAAGGUAUCGAAGUUAGCCCAGGAAGCACAUGAAGCAAUCAGACCCGCGGGAACCAGUUUUCUUUCUCCCGUCCAAGUGGUCAAUCAAGUAAGCCCUAAGCAUCAGAAGCUUUAUGAACUUAUCUACCGUCGUACAUUGGCAUCUCAAAUGAAGAAUGCAGAAUUUUUUGUAACAAGUGUGAAUAUCGAUUCUAUUUUAGAAGAUGGAAGUAUUGCAACUUUUCAUACUUCCGGUAGAACCCUCGUAUUUGAAGGUUAUUUGAAAGCAUUUAAUGAAGUUUAUGGAAUAGAGGAAAAUUUUGAUGACUUGGACGAUAGUCCUUUGUCUAUGCAUAAUAAGAAUCUACCAGCGUUACAUGAAGGACAGGAAUUGUAUUCGUUUCACUUGGAACCUAUUAUGCACUCCACGAAACCGCCACCACGAUAUACGGAAGCUGCAUUGAUUAAAGCAUUAGAAGCAGAAGGAGUUGGACGACCAAGUACAUAUGCAUCUAUUCUGGAAACUUUGGUAGAAAGGAAAUAUGUUCAUCGCGAAAGAAGUAAGGGAAAGUCACGUACUAGUCUCGUUCCAUGUCUUUCUGCAGUUUCUGUAGUCAACCUAUUGAAUAAGCACUUUCCUGAAGUGACGGAUCCUCAAUUCACUGCUUCGAUGGAGGAGGCAUUGGAUAAUAUAGCUAAUGGAAAAGCAGAUCAUAUUGAAUAUUUGCGCUCCUACUUUUUGGGAGAAUAUGGUCUUCAAGAAAAGGCCAAAGAAAAAGAGAAGAAUAUUGAUAGUCAGGAGGUCCGUAUACUUAGUCUUCCCAUCCGACAUGAAAAUGCAAAUGAAAGUGUCCAAGUAAAGGUGGGUCCCUAUGGUCCGUAUAUAGAAUUGAUAGGAAAUUCAACAAAGAAACUAAAUAUUUUGAAUGAAAUGUCUCCGGAAGAGUUAUGCUCCAAAACCAUCCAAGAACUUGUCGAAGAAAGAAAAGGAAAAUUUCUCGGUUAUGACCCUGAAAGUGGUCAUGCACUUUUCUUAAAGAAAGGCCGGUUUGGUUGGUUUCUGCAGUUGGUUGAGGAUAACUUAUCACCAGAGAGUGAGGGGGAGUUGGAAAUGGAGGAAGAAGCUCAAAAGAGACGAGUAAUAAAAAAUGUUCGUUUGCCUGCUAAUGUAAAUGUUGAGUCGUUAGAUUUGGCGAAUGGCUUGAAAUGGUUAUCAUUACCAAGAGUUCUUGGGAUAGACCCUCACACGGGUAAAGAAGUUGUUGCCAGUGUUGGUCCUUUUGGUCCUUAUGUUGGAUGUGAUGGGAAAUAUAUUAGUUUGAAGUCAGGUAUGGCAUCCGUAUUUGAGAUUGACUUGAAGACUGCUGUAGAAUUGAUAUCAAAUCCCGUAACAUAUCAGAAUCGAAAGAAAGGCAAUGGUUCUAAACGACAAUAUUAAAUAUGAAAUAUUUCCAUCAAAAAAAAGAGACCAAGUAGUUGUAGGAAAAACAAAGCUCUGAUGGCCACAUCUUUUGGGUUCUAGUCGUACAUAAUGUUCACAAUGCAAAUACAAUCGGAUAAUUCUCAAGUCUUCAGAAACAACUUACAUUUUUUAUGAGAUAUAAAGGGAAUUGGACUUUU